Molecule: messenger RNA, 3006 nt
Organism: Lutra lutra (Eurasian river otter)
Lineage: Eukaryota; Metazoa; Chordata; Mammalia; Carnivora; Mustelidae
Gene: PRDM8
Product: PR/SET domain 8
Exons: 5
Coding region: 89-2617 (842 amino acids)
Biological process (GO): regulation of DNA-templated transcription
Cellular component (GO): nucleus
Molecular function (GO): protein binding
Source: RefSeq, a predicted model, not a curated record
GGCAAGUCGGCGCCCCUAAGUGGCUCAGCGCGAACGAGGCUCCCGAGGAGACCGCGACGGCCCCCUGCGCUCUUCCGCCGCCGGCUGGAUGUACAUUGCCCUCCCGAGCCCAUCUUGGCACAGCCUGCGGGGCAGCAACACCAGCACCUCUCGACAUGGAAAUGCACUGAUUCCGCGGGCAAAAGAGACACUCGACUGCGUUCCGGGGUUCCAGGUGGCCUGCUCGGGGCGGUUCGUUCCCGACCUUCUUCCCGUGAUGGAGGAUUCAGGCAUCCAGCGAGGCAUCUGGGAUGGAGAUGCCAAGGCUGUCCAGCAAUGUCUGACAGAUAUUUUUACCAGUGUUUACACCACCUGCGACAUCCCUGAGAACGCCAUAUUUGGUCCCUGCAUCCUGAGCCAUACUUCCCUGUAUGACAGCAUAGCUUUCAUAGCUCUCAAGUCCACGGACAAGAGAACAGUCCCCUAUAUCUUCCGGGUAGACACCUCAGCGGCAAGUGGCUCUUCAGAAGGUCUCAUGUGGCUGCGACUUGUCCAAUCAGCCCGAGAUAAAGAAGAGCAGAACCUCGAGGCCUACAUAAAAAGCGGACAGCUGUUCUACCGUUCUCUCCGCAGGAUCGCCAAAGACGAGGAGUUACUAGUUUGGGUCGUCCCCGUACACAUGCCUGGAGUGCAGCCAGCGUUUCCAGUUCGAGUUCCCCUACGUGGCGCAUCUGCGCUUCCGCUGCCCCAAGAGACUGCACAGCGCGGACGCCAGCCCGCAGGACGAGCACGGCGGCGGCGCGGGCGCCAAGGACCGCGGGGGCGGGGGCGGCGGCAAGGACCAGCCGCAGCCGCCGCAGGAGGCGCCCCUCGGCGCCGGCCCCAAGUUCGGCAAAGCCGGCCCCGUGCACCACUACCCGGCCCCCUCCCCCGAGGGCAGCGGCCAGCCCGCGGCCGGCGGCGGCGCCAAGCCCUCCACGGACUUCCACAACCUGGCCCGGGAGCUCGAGAACUCAGGCGGCGGCCACACCUGCCCCCCGGGCCGGGGCCUCGGCAGCGGCCAGCAGGAGGCGGAGCUGAGCCCCGACGGCAGCGCCCCCGGCGGCGGCAAGGGCAAGCGGAAAUUCCCGGACGAGGCGGCGGAGGGCGGCGGCGGCGGCGGCGCGGGGCUGGCGGGGGCGCGGGGGCGCUUCGCCGAGCGGCCGCCGCCCGCCUCCAAGGAGGACCUGGUGUGCACGCCGCAGCAGUACCGCGCCGCGGGCAGCUACUUCGGCCUGGAGGACAGCGGCCGCCUGUUCGCGCCGCCCAGCCCCGAGACGGGCGAGGCGAAGCGCAGCGCCUUCGUGGAGGUGAAGAAGGCGGCGCGCGCGGCGGGUCUGCAGGAGGACGCGGCCGACGGGGGGGGCGCGGCCGCCGACGACCAGGACGCGGGGGGCGGCGGCGGCGGGGGCGGCGGCGGGGGCGGCGGCGGCCCCUCCACGCCCGUGGCCGCCUCUCCGGCGGGCGCCGACAAGCUGCUGGCCCCGCGGCCCGGGGGUCCCCUGCCCAGCCGGCUGGAGGGCGGCAGCCCGGCGCGGGGCAGCGCCUUCACGUCGGUGCCGCAGCUGGGCGGCGCGGGCGGCCCCGGCGCGGGCGGCGGCGCGGGCGCGGGGGCGGGGGGCGGCGGCGGCCAGGGGCCCGGGCCGGACGAGCGCAAGAGCGCCUUCUCGCAGCCCGCGCGCUCCUUCGCGCAGCUGUCGCCGCUCGUGCUGGGCCAGAAGCUGGGCGCGCUCGAGCCGUGCCACCCCGGCGACGGCGUGGGCCCCGCCAGGCUCUACCCCGCCGCCGCCGACCCGCUGGCCGUGAAGCUCCAGGGCGCCGCGGACCUGAACGGCGGCUGCGGGGCGCUGGCGGGCGGCGGCGGCGGCGGCGGCGGGGGCGGCCUGCCCAAGCAGAACCCCUUCCUCUACGCCACCGCCUUCUGGCCCAAGAGCUCGGCGGCCGCGGCGGCAGCGGCCGCGGCGGCCGCGGGGCCCCUGCAGCUGCAGCUGCCCUCGGCGCUCACGCUGCUGCCGCCGUCCUUCACGUCGCUGUGUCUGCCCGCGCAGAACUGGUGCGCCAAGUGCAACGCGUCCUUCCGCAUGACCUCCGACCUGGUGUACCACAUGCGCUCGCACCACAAGAAGGAGUACGCGAUGGAGCCCCUGGUGAAGCGGCGGCGGGAGGAGAAGCUCAAGUGCCCCAUCUGCAACGAGUCCUUCAGGGAGCGCCACCACCUCUCCAGGCACAUGACCUCGCACAACUGACCCGAGAGGACCCCGGCUCUCCACGCGCGCGCGCUCGCAGCCGAACCACCUGCGGGAAAAACACGCGAGGACACCCACCGCCUCCUUGUGACCUGGAACGCUGCACCCAGAGACCGAGCACACACACUCAAGCGUACACGGGCCGCCCCAACCUUUCCAUUACAUGUUUACCUGCGACCUACAUUCCACGCGCACGCACACACAAGACAGGAUGGUGGAUUUUUGAUUGGGUGGGUUGUUCGAGGGGUUUUCUGUUGAAUGCACGCAUUUUCACUUUCCAAAAACAAAGGUACAUUUUUAAAAAUGUCAUAUAUUGCAACAUAUUGAUGCAUUUGUCAUACGUUUCUACUUAAAUUAUUAAGCACUUACGGUUUAGAUGUAAUAAUUAUAUGUAAGGGCAAAAUUUAUUUUGGAUAUAAAGUAAAGGAGGAGGGUGAGAUGCUUUCUGCAUUUCUUGAUGACAGUUUGUGUUCUUACAAAAAUAAAUAAAAAGAAAAAGGGGUCACCAUUCAAUUUCAGUUUCCAGGGGGAAGUGCAUGGAUCAUGAAAUGAUUAUGGACUUCAAUGAAGAAUGUCAUCAUUAUGUAAAUAUGUAUUUGGUUUUAAUACAAAGUGUAAUUUUGUGCCAGUGAAAUGGAGUCUGAAUAGUUAUGUGUUUCUUUUAUCCCUGGAAAGAUUUAUUAAACUUUAUAGAUUAUCCAGGUAUGUUGGAUGCUUUGACAAUAAAUGACUAUUUUCUUCA